CGUUACCUCAACACAAAGGGACAGCCGCUUGAAGAACACCGCACCUUGGCAUGAACAGCCGCAUUACGGUUAGUGCUCUUGCUUGUUCACUGAAUCAUCAGCGUAGAUGAUUUAAAUCAUCGAAAAUAUUGAAACAAUUACUCUAUCCCUACGUGAUAAGUCCGAUAAGGGGACUCUUACUACACUCUAAAAAUAGGAAUGAGAGAUCCAUGCCGUAUUUCGAGCUCUCGCAUUGUCUCUUUAGUAAGGAAGUGAUGGAUCUGGUGACGAGUGUGGUUCCAGUUAAUGACGAUGGUCCGCCAAGUGAGACUGCCGGUGGGGUGACGCACUCCAUCCUGUCUCAAGCUGUGCUGGAUGCAAUAAGCCACAUGGACUCCAAGUUAGCGUUCGACAUGAUGUUAGUGAACGAGCACCUUAACACUCAGGAUACUGCCAAUCGCUCGUUGAACGAAGAAGUGUCGUUCUUGAAGCAGACGUUGGCCAAGCAGACGCGCGAGCAGAGCGAGAUGUUCCAUUAUUUCCAUGACAAGACGGACGAGCACGUAGCUCGAAUAGCUGAACUCGAGCAGGCGUUAGCUGACGCUCAAGAAGAGAAGGAGAAGCUACUGGAAACGUCACGAGAAAUACUAGAAAACGAGCAACAAGAGCGCGCGUCCGAGCUCAGUAAAGCUCAACAGGAGGUGGCGAUUGUCAAGGAAGAGCUACGACAAGUACACGCCUUUGCACAAGCCAAACGUGAACUGGAGGCUCAUACUCGUGCGUUAGAGACAAAGCUGGAUGCCCAGCGCGCAGCGUUCCAAACUCAAAUGCAGGAUCUAGAGCGUCAUAAUCUACUGGAACAAGCUCGUAGUAAACAGGAGCUUCUUGGGCGGAUGCAGGCUGCUAAGGCGGAGUUGAUGCUGCGUACGAAUGACCAGGUGGCGUCAACGACGCAUCGCACGUUGCUUGAGAACGAACAUUUCACCCACGAGUUAGCGUUCCAGAGUCGAGAGACUGAGAAGCUUCUUGAGCGGCUGGAUGAAGCUCAACAGGAAGUGGCGAAGCUACGAGCUCAGAACAAAAUACUGGAGGAAAAUGAACAUCUGAUGGCGAAGAAGAACCGCUACUACCAGAAAAUCCUUGCAAAGUUACAGCAGGAUAAAACAGCAGACGCUAACAACGCAGUCCAGUUACAGAUCGGCAGUCUGACGGCUAUUAAAGAAGAUAUCUUUGAAGAAGAGAAAGCGAAAGUAACUAUUACCCUACCGGAAAAUUCAAGCGUAUCAAGUGAAGAGAAAGAGAAGCGACUCGAGAUCGAGACUCAGUUGCAGAGAGCCAUGGAGUGGCUUCGAGUCUUUCAACGCGAACGGCAGUUUAUAUUGGCGCAACAGGAUGAGGUGAUUCAGUUCCUUUAUCGUUCACUGGACGAAGCUACUGAAGCACGUCGAAGAAGUUACGGACGUUCUGAAAGCACACUAAAUGAGAUCAAUCCCUCGCUAUUCGGUGCAGCGAGUAAACGUGUUGAAGAGUUAAUUCAACUCGCUCCGAGUACGACAACAAUGGAAAUGUUUGGACGUCGAGUACUCACAUCUCGACCAGCGUUAGAUGAAUUAUCAUCGGAAGAUGCCCAUGAAGUUCUGCUAUUUCUAUUAGAGAAGCUUCGACUCUAUCAAGUACGGAUUGCAGCGGUCUACCCUAAUACUUCAAACUCUAACGUUACAAGCCCCGUUAAGCAAACGUUAGAGCGUCAACUUGGUGUUGAGCUGCCUCCAAUUACGAGUCCCCCUCAUUCGAGUCAAAGCCCCUCAUCGAUUAAGCAGAAACGACGUGUUUUUGCGCAUGUGGCUGCAGCUGUGGAUGCUGGUAAUACGGAGUGGCUGAAGCCCAAUACAGUGUAUUCACAUCCACAAGCACCGCUGAGCCCCCAACUUCUCGCAAUGGCGACCAACCAAUUCAAUUUUAUUAGUCAAACAGUCCAGAAAAGCCCAACAAAAAGACGACAUCAGCAACUUAAGCACAGCUCGCUUGGAAAGAAUCAUAUCUCCCCACCGUCUCGGAAAGUCCAAACUCAAAUUCACCCACUAAUUUCGUGUAAUAAGGAUGAAAUGGUGGCGCCUUGGGUAGGCACAUCAUCGACAGCAUCCAUCGUGCUUUGGAAUCAAUCUGGAGAUACUCAAGAUAUCAAAAAUUAA
Phytophthora nicotianae INRA-310 is the source of this 2171-nucleotide messenger RNA. RefSeq lists its product as hypothetical. The transcript has a single exon. Lineage: Eukaryota; Oomycota; Peronosporomycetes; Peronosporales; Peronosporaceae. Gene Ontology annotation, cellular component: ciliary basal body; cilium. Gene Ontology annotation, molecular function: microtubule binding. The coding region runs from base 210 to 2171 and encodes 653 amino acids. The record is from RefSeq and is a predicted model, not a curated record.